This is a messenger RNA of Cheilinus undulatus (humphead wrasse), 3223 nucleotides long. RefSeq names its product sorting nexin 6 (gene snx6). The record is from RefSeq and is a predicted model, not a curated record. NCBI's taxonomy places the organism in Eukaryota, Metazoa, Chordata, Actinopteri, Labriformes, Labridae. Gene Ontology annotation, molecular function: phosphatidylinositol binding. The transcript is spliced from 12 exons. The coding region runs from base 13 to 1212 and encodes 399 amino acids. Gene Ontology annotation, cellular component: endosome.
AUGUGAUGCAUUAUGGGAUAUGUUGUCUCUGUGCUCCUCCUGCAGCCGCGAGCGGUGAACGUGGAUCUGCAGACGGACGCCACGCUGCAGGUCGACAUCUCCGACGCUUUGAGUGAGAGAGACAAGGUCAAGUUCACCGUCCACACCAAGAGCACGCUCCCUAACUUCAAGCAGAACGAGUUCUCGGUGGUUCGACAGCAUGAAGAGUUCAUCUGGCUGCACGACUCCUUCGUGGAGAACGAAGACUACGCCGGAUACAUCAUCCCUCCAGCCCCUCCCAGACCAGACUUUGACGCCUCCAGAGAGAAGCUGCAGAAGCUGGGGGAGGGAGAAGGAUCCAUGACGAAGGAGGAGUUCACCAAGAUGAAGCAGGAGCUGGAGGCAGAGUACCUCGCCAUCUUCAAGAAGACUGUCGCCAUGCACGAGGUCUUCCUGUGCCGCGUCGCUGCUCAUCCCGUCCUCAGGAAAGACCUCAACUUCCAUGUCUUCCUGGAGUACAACCAGGAUCUGAGCGUACGAGGGAAGAACAAGAAGGAAAAGUUGGAGGAUUUCUUUAAGAACGUGGUGAAGUCAGCUGACGGCGUGCUGGUGGCCGGGGUUAAGGACGUCGACGACUUUUUUGAACACGAGAAAACGUUCCUGUUAGAAUAUCACAACAGAGUCAAAGACGCCUCGGCCAAGUCUGACAGAAUGAUCCGCUCGCACAAAAACGCAGCAGACGACAUCAACAGAAUCGCCUCGUCUCUCUACACGUUAGGUACACAGGACUCCACGGACCUCUGCAAGUUCUUCCUGAAAGUCUCGGAGCUGUUUGAGAAAACCAGGAAAAUUGAAGCUCGAGUCGCAGCAGACGAAGACCUGAAGCUGGCCGACCUGCUCAAGUAUUACCUGAGAGAGUCACAGGCUGCCAAGGACCUCCUGUACCGGAGGAGCCGAGCUCUGGUGGACUACGAGAACGCCAACAAAGCUCUGGACAAAGCCCGGGCCAAGAACAGGGACGUCCUGCAGGCCGAGACCAGCCAGCAACUCUGCUGCCACAAGUUUGAGAAGAUCUCUGAGUCUGCCAAGCAAGAGCUCAUCGACUUUAAGACGAGGCGAGUGGCGGCGUUCAGGAAGAACCUGGUGGAGCUGGCUGAGCUGGAGCUCAAACACGCCAAGGGUAACCUCCAGCUGCUCCAGUCCUGUCUGGGUGUCCUGAAAGGAAACACUUAACUGUGUGACUCCGCCUACAUCCAACCAGAAACGCCCCUUCGCUAGAGCCCUGCCCAUGUAACUGGACACACACAUCAUGGGGCGGAGCGAGGCGGAUGGACGAUCAACACUAAGAACUGUGGACCAGAGAGAGAGAGUUAAAAAUAGAAACAGGGAGUCUUCAUCUGUAACCAGACACCGUCCUCUUCAUCUUUAACCCCCCCCCUCCUCCUCUAGUACCUGUACAGGUUAUCAGACCACUAGCAGCACCUGGACUGGGUCUACAGGUUCACCUGAGAGACCCAAGAGAUCCUGAUCCUCAAACGAUAGAAAGAAUGAAAAUAACCCUCCUCCUUCAAACGUCCACUAGGGGGUGCUGAUACAUCAGAAACCAGAGCUGGUCUUCAGCGAGCAUGUUCAGAAACCUGAUGAGUCCUAGACCGCCGGCCCUGAGAGGUUUAUUCAGUGAUCAGGAUCUCCUCCAUCCUCAUCAGAGAUGUUUGGACACCAUGGAGAAGCUGCAGAGGAAACCCUCGCUCCUCUGCAGCUUCUCCUUCCUGUCAGUUUCCUGCUAUUGGCCAAUCAUGAAGGACGCCACGUCCACACAGCAAGAGGCCGCUGGACUGGGCGGCUCCAGAGGUGGGACGGUUGGUCCCGCUGAUGUAGACCUGACCGUGUAUGCUGGGCUGUAGAAAACCAAUCAGUGACUAAUCAAUGACAUCACUGAUCCGUUAGGGCUGCAGGUCAUGUGACUGGAGGUCGACGUUGACAAGCUUUAAGAUUAAAUAAAGCUUUUUUUUUUUUUUUUUUUUUUUUUUUUAAUCUGAGAUAGGAGACGCCAGAUCCACCAGAGAACGGUUCAGAGUUUUGGUUAAACCAGCGUUUUCACAUCCGUGGAUCAUUUCUAGAACAGUUCAGUUUUAGUGAUCAAUAACGUCGACAAGGACCAGAACCAAACUAAAACCAGUUUCAGAGACGCAAGAAUCCUCUCACAGUCAGGACAAAGGUCUGAAAGACGGAGCCGUGGGUAGAGUCUGAUAUCAGAGAGAGAGAGAGAGAGAGCCCUGUGGGCCCCCCAAUACUGAGGGCCCCCGGGCCCCCCAAUACUGAGGGCCCCCAGGCCCCCUAACACUGAGGGCCCCCAGGCCCCCUAACACUGAGGGUCUGUGGGCUCCCUAACACUGAGGGCCCCCAGGCCCCCUCAGCUGCAGCGUUUGAUCUGUAAACAGUAGUCCGGGUCCAGGACUUGUGUAGUAGUCUGGGUCCAGGACUUGUGUGGUUGCCGUGCUAUCAGACAGGUGUGCUUGUUUUUUCUAGAUUCAGGGUCAGGGUUUAAAUCUGGAGUCCAGGAUGUGAGUCUAGUAUGCGUAGCCCCAGUCCAGGUCCAGGUACGUUAAUCUGGGGUCAUGGCGUGCAGCUCACCCUGAUACAUUCAGGACUUUAGCAGACGUUAGGAACCGUUCUCCAGUCUCUAAAGUCACUGAUGACCAGGUCUAGUUCCAGUCCGGUCCAGGUGCUGAGGUCUGCCCUCCUCCUCCCCUCCCCUCUCCUCUGUCGUCUUAUUUUGGCGGGUGUUUUCUUGUGUGGCUGACUUCCUGUGCUGCUGUGUGGAGGAGCUCUCUGGUUCCUGUUCUUAUGAAAGUGUCACUAAAUAAAGCCUUGUAUAUGUUUGUUUUAGUUCACUAACGAGCGCUAAUCAUCCUCCUGGUCGUCACUAACUCUAGCCUGUCUUCAUCUCUUCUGUCAUUCCAGCUGGCAGUGGAGCGUCGCUCUGUUUGCCUUAACGUCCAUCACUCGCUCUCUUUGAUUUCCUGUAAAAAUUAGACGGUUUUUUGUUCCCCUUCUUUUUUAAAGUGCACUGUAUACGAAUGUUUUUUCACUCUUAUGUGACCAAAGCUUCCAUUUCUGAUUCAACAAAAUAAAAAGAGCCGAUUCUGAAAUCACAACAUUUUAGUGGUAUAAACUUCAGCAGGUCUGUGAUCCACCCUGGUCAUCCUGAGACUGAAUAAAACUCUACGGACACUUUCUUAAA